GGAGGAGCGGCUUCUGGAAGCAGUGACGUCAUGGGUGUUUAGCUAGCAUCGCUGGGAAAGAUGGCGGACAACAAGGAGCGACAAGGAGGUGACAUGGAAAUUGUUUCAACUUCACCAGGACCAGAAGAAGAGGCAGAAAAUACAGUGAACACUAAGACUGUUUCUUCCAGCAAUGGAGGGGAAAGCUCAAGCCGAAGUGCUGAGAAAAGAUCAGCAGAUACAACGUCUGAGGAAGACUACCAAGGUCCCACCAAGGUAUCCAAGAUUGGCUUCGCGAUAGGCGGUCAGACUGGGAAGAAACAACCCUCCAUAUCCAUCAAGCUUGGUGCCACUAAACCCAAGGAUAUCCCUCCUGCCGUUGCUCCAAAAAAGAGCUCCAUUGCAGCAGUAUUUAAUGAUUCGGAUGAUAGUGAGCCUGAGGAAAUGCCACCAGAGGCAAAGAUGCGGAUGAAGAAUAUUGGGAGAGAUACUCCGACAUCUGCAGGACCAAAUUCAUUCAACAAAGGCAAGCAUGGAUUUUCAGACAGCCAGAAACUGUGGGAGCGGAAUAUUAAAACUCAACUAGAACGUGUUCCAGAUGACUGAAAUAUUUAUUUAAAGAGCAUAUGGGAUGAUUUGACUUUUUUUGUUUGUUUUUUCUUUUCUAUGAAUGGAAUUCUUUGCAUUUGGAACAAAUUAUGGUGUAAUUUUUUUUGUUUGUUUUUUUAAGGAACUUCUAUGGCACAGAAAUAAAUUUGACACAAAAUCUUUUGUUUUCAGAUUUCAGGUCUUAUGCUGUUUUAUCUGUAGUUUCCAUUUAUGGUCAGUAGUAAUAAACACAGUUGUUUUGUC
Molecule: messenger RNA, 831 nt
Organism: Pseudophryne corroboree (corroboree frog)
Lineage: Eukaryota; Metazoa; Chordata; Amphibia; Anura; Myobatrachidae
Gene: PCNP
Product: PEST proteolytic signal containing nuclear protein
Exons: 5
Coding region: 61-585 (174 amino acids)
Biological process (GO): proteasome-mediated ubiquitin-dependent protein catabolic process; protein ubiquitination
Cellular component (GO): nucleus
Source: RefSeq, a predicted model, not a curated record